UUUUUGUGAGAAGCGAAACCAAGUAGCUCGCAGAGUCCACUCCUCCCGCGUAGAACUAGAUAUGUGGGCGGUAAUCAUCAUCCCCACCUUCAUCAUCAGCAUCAUCACGCCGGUGUAGGCGUUUGUCAGCAGCGAGUGAGAUAGUUGCGGGGCAUUCGACAAACAUGGGAACCGAUCUCGGGUCUCUCUACCUUGAAUGUGUCCGUUGUUGACGAUGUUGUCGAAAGGUUUUCGUCUCCAGGAUAGGGGUCAGUGAUCAGGGGAGCGCAGAGUGUUUGGGGAAGCGGGUUUUGGAUCUUCCGAAAGAGAUGAAGUGUUUUCGUAUGAUGGAUUGAAUGUAUGCUCAUGUAGAGGAGUUUUGCUCCGGUGGUGGUCGACGUUGCAUGCCGUAUCUGGACACUGAUUGCACUGAAGGUCUUGAGAAGGUGUUCCCAUUGGGUGGGGGAAGGCAUGUGGAUGUUCCGUUCGGACAUUAGGUGGCGAAUUGUCGAUGUGGAGUGAUGCUAAAGAAGACUUGACCUGGGCCCUGAGAACGUUAAAUAAGAAUUUUGUCAAUGUGGCGGGAUAAUUGGGAUCCGCUUUUAGUGCCGCAAGGAUCGGGGUAGCGCAGCCGUUCUAGUUGCUGCUAGACCAUCUAUUAUCUAGAUCUGAUUGUUGUUGUUGUUGUUGUUGUUGUCUGUAUUGUUCCUCGAAUCACUUUCGAAGGUUACUAGCAAUAGGCGUACCUUUAGCAAACUGAAAGGGUCCGUGUAGGGGUUGGUCGGAGCACUCGUCUGGUUUUGGAUGUCGCUCCCGGUCCUCAUCACGAUGUGGGUUUAGCAUCCGCUGUUUGUGGCCUGGGAGAACAUGACCUAUUUCUCCAUCGUGCUGUUUGGCUGCUUCCUAGUCGGGUGUAGACUUAUGUAGCUGUUUGGGUUAGGACGCAGUUCCAGAGCGUCACAAACGUGUUGAGCCCCAAGAAAGGUCAAAUACUCUAAGUACGUGGAUAGAGCGUUGGAAACAUUUCGAAUCAUCGUGUAUGAGCGGGCAUGAGGUUUGCGCGUUGUGGAAUGCCGGGCUUAUCGAGAUGCUCAAUUGAGACGUUCAGAAUUUGAAUGCGUAUGUCUUGGAACUCAGGAUGGGCGCCGCUACGUGUACAGUAGCCUAGCGGGGUUGCUGGAGUUCUUCUUAUUCCAGGUUGAUACAGAGUUGUAACUUUAUAGGCCGUCGUUAUUCGGUAGAGUAAGAUGGGUAGUUGUUGUACGAAGAGUUCGGUGGUAGAGGAGCCGAUACCUGUUCGCAAGCAUCAAUCCUCGGUUCAAGGGAGCUCGAAGCAAGGGUCAAGCACACACAGGCAUCAGCAGCAGCAGCAGCAUCACUACCAACAUCACCCACAUCAGAAUGGGACUACUAAUCAUACCCAACGGAGUCGGGAACAGCCGCCGGUCGUAAUGCACGUCCAGCAUCGAGCAAAGGAUGUUGAUAAACUUCCAGAGCCUAAGGUCCCGGAGCCGAGGAGACCACCUACACAACCUGGAGCUGACCCUAGGAAAAAGCCUCACGUUAAAGUUGGAAGCAACGUCAAAGACAACAAGGGGACAAUCCCAUUAGGGAAGAGAACCAAUUUCGGUUACGAAAGAGAUUUCAAAAGCAAGUAUACGCUCGGCAAGUUGCUUGGCCAUGGCCAAUUCGGCUACACCUACGUCGCCCUUGAGAAAGCUACGGGUGAAAAGGUGGCUGUGAAGACCAUAGAGAAGAAGCAGAUGACUCUUCAAAUUUCGGUAGACGACGUGAAACGUGAGGUCAAGAUUCUUCGCACUCUCUCUGGACACGAGAAUGUCGUCCAAUUCUAUGCCUCGUUUGAAGAUGACGACCUGGUGUACAUUGUCAUGGAAUUAUGCGAAGGAGGCGAGCUCCUCGAUCGAAUCCUUGCCAAGAAGGAUAGUCGAUACAGUGAGAAAGACGCCGCAAAGAUUGUUAGGCAGAUGCUGAAUGUCGCAGCUCGGUGUCAUCUAAACGGGGUGGUUCAUCGUGAUAUGAAGCCUGAGAAUUUCUUGUUCAAGUCACCGAAGGAGGAUUCGCCUCUUAAGGCCACUGAUUUUGGCCUGUCGGAUUAUAUACAGCCAGGAAAACGGUUUCAAGACGUUGUCGGAAGUGCGUAUUACGUGGCUCCCGAAGUUUUGAAGAGAAAAUCAGGUCCGGAAUCAGAUGUGUGGAGUAUUGGCGUCAUUACCUAUAUUCUGCUGUGUGGGAGGCGACCCUUCUGGGACAAAACUGAGCAGGGGAUCUUCAACGAGGUGUUGAAAAAGAAGCCAGACUUUCGGGAGAAGCCAUGGCCAACAAUUAGUCUCAGUGCCAAGGAUUUCGUGAAAAAGCUGCUGGUGAAGGAUGCGGCCGCAAGACUCACUGCAGCACAAGCAUUGUCUCAUCCGUGGGCGAAGGAGGGAGGGGAUGCCUUGGACAUUCCCUUGGACAUCUCGGUGUUGUCCAACAUGCGCGAGUUUGUGAAGUACAGCCGUCUGAAGCAACUUGCCCUUAGGGCUCUGGCUAGUACUCUCGAAGACUCGGAUAUCGCUGAUUUGCGGGACCAAUUUAAUGCAAUUGAUAUCGACAGGAAUGGCACAAUAACCCUCGAGGAGAUGAGAGAGGCUCUUCAAAAAGAUCGGCCCUGGGUUAUCAAGGAGUCUCGGGUUGGAGAGAUCCUGCAAGCGAUGGAUAGUAAUAGAGAUGGAAUCGUUGAUUUCAAUGAAUUUGUUGCUGCGACUUUGCACGUGCAUCAAUUGGAGGAAACCGACUCUGAGAAAUGGCAGAAGCGCUCAAGGGCUGCAUUCAGCAAAUUCGAUUUUGAUGGCGAUGGCUACAUUACCACGGAAGAGCUCAAAAUUGCCACAGGACUGAAGGGAUCAAUGGAUAGUUUUCUGGGUGAAGCUGACAUCGACGGUGACGGCAGAAUUAGCCUGCCUGAGUUUCAAAAGUUGUUACGCCAGGCCAGUCUUGGCUCACGGAACAACAGUGAACAUCAAGCGCCUGUCUCGCACAAUCCUAGGAGACGUGAAGCUCACCAUCACCAUGUUGCUUCUUGACAAGGGUGAGCAGCUACACACUCCUCAGGCGACGAUGGUGAUCUCACAAGUCCACUGCCUAAUUAUCCAUGAUUAGAAAUCUCAAAAGGAUUGCACGACCGCAGAGGCAGCAUUCUGGCUUAGCGUUGUACUUGGCUAGGAUUUUGUGGGUCCUGUUUGUGAAGCAUUGAGCUGCUGGUGCCGUCAUACGGCAUACGAUUCCUUUUGUUCCGUGUACUGUUCCAAGGCAGUGGCAGGAGACGUGUAGUUAAUAUGUUAACGCCAAUUCAGGUUUUUAUAGUAAGGUAUGCCACACACUGGAGCGUAGGCCAUGCCAAAGCUCGUGUUACUGGACGCCUUUGUAUCAUGACUCGCAUCAUUUGGAUGCGGAGAGCUACAUGUAGCCAGGAAUGGUGCAUGUAUUAUGGAUAGGUAGUUUUUUUUU
Molecule: messenger RNA, 3486 nt
Organism: Physcomitrium patens
Lineage: Eukaryota; Viridiplantae; Streptophyta; Bryopsida; Funariales; Funariaceae
Product: calcium-dependent protein kinase 18
Biological process (GO): protein phosphorylation
Molecular function (GO): ATP binding; calcium ion binding; protein kinase activity
Source: RefSeq, a predicted model, not a curated record